This is a messenger RNA of Beta vulgaris subsp. vulgaris (sugar beet), 2772 nucleotides long. Its product is annotated as exocyst complex component SEC15A. Gene Ontology annotation, biological process: exocytosis; Golgi to plasma membrane transport; intracellular protein transport. The record is from RefSeq and is a predicted model, not a curated record. The transcript has 2 exons. Gene Ontology annotation, cellular component: exocyst; membrane. Lineage: Eukaryota; Viridiplantae; Streptophyta; Magnoliopsida; Caryophyllales; Amaranthaceae. Bases 167 to 2542 code for a protein of 791 amino acids.
UUUAGCCCAUUUUUUGCAUAAAAAAUUCCUAAACUACAUGGUUUGUUAUACAACACCUGAACAUCCCCUAAACUUGAGAAACCACUCAGCUUCUCUCACUCAUAUGGAAUUUUGAGCCUCGAAUUGAUGAAGCUCGUUCCAGGAAAACGGUCGAUGUUGUAAAACCAUGAAUGCUAAAACGAAAAGGAGAACUGUUGCGGAAAAUGGUGACACUGGGACGGGUGAGGACUUAGUCCUUGCUACGUUGAUAGGGAAUGGGGAGGAUUUGAGUCCCCUUGUUCGGCAUGCCUUUGAAACGGGGCGUCCUGAUCCACUCCUUCAACAGCUGAGGAACUUGUCGAAGAAGAAGGAAGCGGAGAUCGAGGACUUAUGCAGGCUUCAUUAUGAGGAAUUUAUAAUCGCAGUUGAUGAGCUCCGUGGAGUGCUUGUUGAUGCAGAGGAGCUCAAAGCCGAGCUCCAAACUGAUAACUUUAAAUUGCAAGAGGUUGGGGCCUCUCUUUUGUCUAAACUUGAUGAAAUUCUGGAAUCAUAUUCGAUAAAGAAGAAUAUAAGUGAAGCUAUUAAGAUGUCCAAGAUGUGCUUUCAAUUGUUGGAGCUUUGUUCAAAGUGUAAUGCCCAUGUGUCUGAGGGGAAAUUUUAUCCUGCUCUGAAGACUAUUGAGUUGAUUGAGAAGGAUUACCUGAAGAAUAUCCCUGUCAGAAAGCUAAGGUUGGUAGUGGAACAUAGAAUUCCACUCAUCAAGUUGCACAUUGAGAAAAAAGUGUGCAAUGAAGUUAAUGAAUGGCUAGUUCAUAUCAGGACGUUGGCCAAGGAUAUCGGACAGACAUCAAUAGCACAUACUGCAUCAGUGCGCCAGAAGGAUGAAGAUAUGAAGGCUCGUCAGAGGGAAGUUGAAGAAAACAAUCGUUUACAGCUACCAGAGGCUGCUUACAGUUUAGACGUUGAAGAGAUAGAUGAGGAUUUGAGUUUGAAGAUUGAUCUUACCCCUAUCUACAGGGCAUAUCACAUCCAUAAAUGCCUUGGUAUAGAGGAAAGGUUUCGGGAGUACUACUAUAAUAAUCGGCUUGCGCAACUCAACUCAGACUUGCAGAUUUUCUCAUCACAGCCAUUUCUUGAAUCUCAUCAAACCUUCUUAGGCCAGGUUGCUGGCUAUUUUAUAGUGGAAGAUCGUGUUCUUCGGACUGCAGGAGGUUUAUUGGAAGAAAGUCAGGUUGAGACUAUGUGGGAAACUGCUGUUUCUAGGAUCACUUCUGUGGUUGGGGGGCAAUUUUCGCAGAUGACUAAUACAUCACAUUUCCUUCUUAUCAAGGAUUAUAUGACACUUUUUGGUGCGACUCUGAGAUAUCAUGGGUAUGAAGUUAAAUCCCUCCUUGAGACUAUUAAUGGCACCAAAGAUAAGUAUAGCAAGCUUCUUAUGGAAGAGUGCCGCAAGCAGAUUUUUGAUAUAGUUGCUAAUGAUAGCUUUGAGCAAAUGAUAUUGAAAAAAGAAUCUGACUACCAGGGAACCGUGCUCUCUUUUCAGCUCCAGACAUCAGACAUCAUGCCUGCCUUCCCAUAUGUUGCACCCUUCUCCUCCAUGGUGCCAGAAGCUUGCCGUGUUGUCAGAUCAUUUAUAAAGGACUUUGUAAAUUACUUAUCUUCUGGCGGGGAAGCAAACCUUUUCGAUGGUGUGAAGAGGUGUCUGGAUACGCUAUUGAUCGAUGUACUUAACGAAGUCAUACUUGAUAAGAUUAGUGACACCUCCAUCGGUGUCUCAAAAGGAAUGCAGAUUGCUGCAAAUGUAGCUUUCCUUGAAAAAGCGUGUGAUUUCUUCGUCAAGACCGCAACACAUCUUUGUGGAGUUCCCACACGUUCAAUGGACCAUCCUCAAUCUACUUUAACAGCUAAGGUGGUCCUGAAAACAUCAAGAGAUGCAGCAUAUAUAGCUCUUCUGAGUUUGGUUAACAAUCAGCUGGAUGAAUUUAUGUCACUUCCUGAAAAUAUUAAUUGGAUACCAGAGGAGAUACUGGAGAAUGGACAUGAAUACAUGAAUGAGGUGAUAAUUUAUCUUGACACUCUUCUGUCCACCGCCCAGCAAAUUUUACCUAUGGAUGCUUUAUACAAGGUUGGCAGUGGGGCUCUUGAGCAUAUCUCCAAUUCUAUCACAGGUGCAUUUCUUAGUGAAAGUGUCAAAAGGUUCAAUGCUAAUGCAGUUGUGGCUAUUGACAAUGAUCUGAAGAUUUUGGAGAACUUUGCUGAUGAGCGGUUUGAGAGCACUGGUUUGAGUGAAGAUUACAAGGAUGGUCAUUUCAGAUAUUACCUGAUAGAAGCACGCCAAUUACUAAACCUUCUGUUGAGCAGUCAACCAGAAAACUUCAUGAACCCUGUUAUCCGGCAGAAGAAUUAUAAUGCUUUGGAAAUUAAGAAGAUUGCUAUUAUCUGCGACAAAUUCAAGGAUACUGCAGAUAGUCUGUUUGGAAGUCUUUCGAAUCGAAAUGCAAAGACUAGUUCCAGGAAGAAAUCUAUGGAUGUUUUGAAAAGAAGGUUGAGGGACUUUAGCUAGGACAAGCUUCUAAUUAUGUGAGCCAGAAAGAAUUUAUGAUUUUUUUUGGUUAAGCAACUAGAUCCCCCAUUCCCCUUCCCUCUCUCUGUAGGUCAUUAAUAUUAGAUAGUUAGAUACCCUUUUCCCUGUGGUAUCAUCCUCUAUAUUUUCUGUUCAAUUUUGUUUAUCAUAACUUGUCAAAUUGACUGAUUUCUCUUAAUGUGAAUUUGGUAGAUAAGAGGUUCACUGGA